Messenger RNA from Trypanosoma cruzi, 738 nucleotides. RefSeq lists its product as uncharacterized. The coding region runs from base 1 to 738 and encodes 245 amino acids. The record is from RefSeq and is a predicted model, not a curated record. Lineage: Eukaryota; Euglenozoa; Kinetoplastea; Trypanosomatida; Trypanosomatidae. The transcript has a single exon.
AUGGCACGAUCCCUCCCGCAGGACUGCGUCAAUGCCUGGCACGUGGGCUUCCUCGCUGCAGUGGAGCGACUGUACCGGAAGGAUAUCCAGGAGGAAAAGGAAGACGCGCACACCGCACGCCAGGCGCUCUUCGGUGUGGCGAGGACUCUAUUCCUGAUGUUGACCCCGACAUCGUGCCCCGAGCGGCGGCACUGCGCACAGGCGCGAUGCGACUCCUGCCCACUCUUCGACAGGCCUGCACGCGCCCUGCGGAUCACAAGUAACUCCCUUUGUGUGUCGGUGGCGCCGUCCCUCCCUCACUGCGGUGACCGGCCCGCCUCCGCCUCCGCCGGAACCUCUUCCCGAAGUGAGCGCCACAAAUUUUUGCCGACAAGCGUGCGACGGAAUGACGUCCUCCUGCACAAAGUGCGGCAGAGUGCGCUCGUCCAUCCACAGUAUGAGGGCACAUGCCGGACGUGCUCAGCCUGGCGUUAUAAUAGUUUGAGAGGGCCUCCCAUGCGGAUGCCACAAUGGCGCCACCAUCUUCUUAACAGGUGCCUCGCGCGCGGGAAACACAAACGCGGGCACGCAGGAUGGAGCAGUCCCUUCCGCCACCGCUUCAUUACAGACGCCACGGGCUGCGAAUCCCACGGCAAACCACGGGAGAAUCCGCCUCAUCCACUGUGGGAAUGCCCCGUCAUUGAGAGUGAGGACUGCGACUGUUUGGAACUUCCCCAGCAUGCACGACGGCCCGUAUGA